Messenger RNA from Saprolegnia parasitica CBS 223.65, 2073 nucleotides. RefSeq lists its product as hypothetical. Lineage: Eukaryota; Oomycota; Saprolegniomycetes; Saprolegniales; Saprolegniaceae. The coding region runs from base 1 to 2073 and encodes 690 amino acids. Gene Ontology annotation, molecular function: RNA binding. Gene Ontology annotation, biological process: mRNA splicing, via spliceosome. The record is from RefSeq and is a predicted model, not a curated record. The transcript is spliced from 14 exons. Gene Ontology annotation, cellular component: nucleus.
AUGAAGUCGGCCAGUGGCUGGGAGCGCAGUGGUUCCCGCGACGAGGGCCGCCGGGACGCGCGUCGGAGUCGGAGUCGUGGUCGCCGUAGCCGCAGUCGGAGUCGGAGUCGGAGUCGGAGCCGCGAAGCGUCCAAGCGGCGCCGGUACGACGACGACCGGCGGCCACCGCGCGACAUGGAUGGCAACUGGAAAGACCAGCAAACGAUGCAUCAAGGCGACGACGGGGGCCGCUCUACGUCGGGCCGACCGUCGCACGCGUCGUCGGACGGCCACGUAGAGCAGCCUCGUCACAUCGAGCCCACGUCGAGCCUCAUGCUCAAAGGUCUGCCGUUCGCGCUUACCAACGCCGAGCUCGUCAAUAUCCUCGCGCCCUUUGGACCGCAGUUUGUGCGCAUCAUCACCAACAAGGUCACGGGCGAGAGCCGCGGCUUUGCCUUUGUGGACUUUUCGAGCGUCGAGAGCGCCCAGUACGUCGUGCAGCACUACGCGACGGAGCCGCUCAUCAUCUUUGGCCGCGGCGUCGCCAUCGGGUACUCGGAGACGCCCAGGACAAAGUCGUCGUUUGCGCCGCCACUGCGCUGCGACUGGCUCUGCGAAAUGUGCCACGUGUCCAAUUUUGCCAAGCGCGUCGCGUGCUUCAAGUGCGGGUACCCCAAGUCGGAGCACUCGAUCGACGUGCCGCAAGGCGGGUUCGAGGCGCACAGCGGACCGUCGCACAUUCUCGUGGUGCGCGCGCUGCCGCCGACCGCGACCGAGACCGAGCUCGCGCAUCUCUUUGCCAACGCCGUCGGGCUCAAGGAAGUGCGCUUGGUGCGCGACCGCAGCACCAACGUCUCGCGCGGCUUUGGAUUUGCCGAGUUUGACUCUGUCGAACUGGCCUCGUCGGCCUUGGCCGCGCUCGGCCCCGAUGUCUUCUUUCUCGGCACGACCCUCCGCGUCGCGUUUGCGCAAGAGUCUGGCCACAUGGCGCCCCGUGCGUUUGGCAUGAGCGGUGGCAACGUGCAGGCACUUGUCGCAGCGGCGAUGGAGCAGGCGCAGUGGAGCAUGGGCACCCAGUACACGAGCCAGGGAGCCACCGCGAGCGCGCUGGAUGUCGACGCGCUGAUUGACAGCGCAGCGGCCGCCGUGCAGACGCCGGCGACGCCACGCAAGACAUGGCCGCUCUCGUUCGAAGAGGCUGGCGGCAGCUUUGUCUUUGUCGCGGAGAACGGGCUCUAUUACGACGCCGACAGUAUGUUUUACUACGACCCGAGCACCAAGACGUACUACAACAGCUACACGGGCGUCUACUACACGUACGAGGUGUCGAUGUUCCGCGUGUUUGAGCCGCCGGCUCCGCUCGACGACGCCCCCGUGCCGACGUCGAGCUCGGCGUCAACGAAGAAGAAGACCAAGGCCAAAGCUGCGCUCAACAUUUCGUUUGGCAUCAAGACGUCGGCGUCCAAGCCCUUGGGCGCGCCGGUCGCCUUGCCGCCGCAGCCGAUGCCAGCGUCAACGCUGCACACGGGAGCGGUCAAGAAGAAGCACGCGGAUGAAAUCGCCAAGUGGUCGCACCAGCAAUCGAUCGACCCGGCGACGGCGCCCGUGGCCGACGUGGCGCCCGUCGAGCCGUCUACACCGGCCGUGUGCUUGCUCUGCCGGCGCAAGUUCAAUUCGCACGCGCAGCUUCAAAAGCACGAACAGCUCUCGGACCUCCACAAGCAAAACGUGCUCAAAGCCAAGCAAGCUGCCGUGCUCGUGCGCGAACGGGUCGUGGAGCGGGGCGAGCCGAUCUCGACGCCCGCACCCAUAGUUACCGAGGUUUCCCACGUGGACAAGCCUCUCGACGACGCCUCCAACAUUGGCGGGAAGAUGCUCAAGAUGAUGGGCUGGAAGGCCGGCGAGGGCCUCGGCAAGCUUGGGACGGGAAUCACGGCGCCGAUCGCGACCGUCGGCCAGAUCACGGGCGAUACGUCCGGCUUGGGCGGCACCUCGCUCGCGUCCAACCCGUCGGUGCUGGCCGCGUCGACGCAGCGCGAGAAGAUUAGUCAUCUGACGCGCGCCCGCUUCGAGCGCCUCGACAAGCACGCGUAA